Molecule: messenger RNA, 871 nt
Organism: Carica papaya (papaya)
Lineage: Eukaryota; Viridiplantae; Streptophyta; Magnoliopsida; Brassicales; Caricaceae
Product: thioredoxin-like
Cellular component (GO): cytoplasm
Molecular function (GO): protein-disulfide reductase activity
Source: RefSeq, a predicted model, not a curated record
ACUAAAAAUCAAGACAGACCAUUGCAUAACAAAACUAUUUUCUCUCUGCCUCACCCACCAUCUUAAAACUCUUUCAAGUCGUAAACAGAAAUUUUCCUCCUCAAAAAAUUUAAACAGAGAGAAAAAUGGCUUUGGAGAACUGCUUUCAAAUAAGCACAAUGUGCAGCAGCACCCCCAGAGCUUACCAUCCGUUUUAUUCCCUUCAAAAGUUUCAUUUUCCCACAUGUAAAAGCUUCAAGAAAUCUAGUCUAACCUUCCCCUCGUCUUCGUCUUCGUCUUCGUCUUCAUCUUUAUCUUUUGGUUAUUCAUUCGAGAGCAGAACCCCGAAAACCCGGAUUGUCUGCAAAGCCCGCGAAGCAGUAGAUCAAGUUGAAAGUUUGACAGAUUCAGGUUGGGAGGGUAAUGUGAUUGCAAAUAAAAGGCCAGUUCUAGUGGAGUUUUGGGCACCAUGGUGUGGACCGUGCAGGAUAAUUGCACCUGCAAUUGAUGAAUUAGCCAAAGAGUACGCUGGGAAGAUUUCUUGUUACAAAGUCAACACAGACGAGAGCCCAAAUAUUGCUGCUAAAUAUGGAAUCAGGAGCAUACCAACUGUUCUCUUCUUCAAGAAUGGAGAAAAGAAAGAGAGUGUCAUUGGUGCUGUACCAAAAUCUACCUUGUCUGCUACCAUUGACAAAUACAUAGAAGGUUGAAUGUCAAAUACACACAAACAUCCGUCUUCUCAGCUUCUGUAACUCCACUCAUAUCGUUCGCAUGCACGUACAUACACAUAUAGGCAUGUAUAUAUGUACGUGUGUGUGCUAAGUUUUCAUUAACAGCCUUUAAAUGCUUAUAUUCCUCUAGAAAAUGUCAUUACAUCGUUCCAUCAUGUAAA